GGCUGUAGCCAAACCUCCCAGGCUCCCAUUCAAAGUAAUACAUCGCUGAAAUGGCAGGUGGAAAAGCAGGUAAAGACAGUGGCAAAGCCAAGGCGAAAGCAGUGUCUCGCUCGCAAAGAGCUGGUCUUCAGUUUCCAGUGGGACGAAUCCACAGGCACUUGAAGACACGCACUACAAGCCAUGGUCGAGUAGGAGCAACAGCAGCCGUUUACAGCGCAGCCAUUCUUGAAUAUCUCACAGCUGAAGUUUUGGAGUUGGCAGGAAAUGCUUCAAAAGACCUGAAGGUGAAGCGCAUCACUCCUCGACAUUUACAGCUGGCCAUUCGAGGAGAUGAGGAGCUCGAUUCCCUUAUCAAGGCCACUAUUGCUGGAGGAGGUGUGAUUCCACACAUCCACAAGUCUCUGAUUGGUAAGAAGGGCCAGCAGAAAACCGCAUAGUUCCCAUCAGGAUCUAAGUGCAGACAUGACUCAAGGACUUGCAUUUGGGAUGUGAAUCGAUAAGCUUGUGUUCAUCCUUUAAUCCAUUUUUUUUUUUCCCCCAUCCCUUAUUUUUAAGUUAAUAUAAAUGUUAUACUAGCUAACCACAGGUGUUUUUGUUAGUUUUGUGUUAAUGUUAUAUAUAAAUAUCGCCAAAUUAGAAUGGCAAAUAAUCCCCGUCCCACUGAAGCCAGGUGUUUUAGAGACCAACAGGAAGUGUCUGAUCUUUCCUGCCAUGACUGUGGAAGUGUUUGUUCAAUUGGCCAGAGCCGUGGAGCUGUUUUAUACUGAAGUGCAAAUGAUAAACUUUUUAUAUAAAACCAAAAA
Molecule: messenger RNA, 803 nt
Organism: Danio rerio (zebrafish)
Lineage: Eukaryota; Metazoa; Chordata; Actinopteri; Cypriniformes; Danionidae
Gene: h2az2a
Product: H2A.Z variant histone 2a
Cellular component (GO): nucleus; chromosome; nucleosome
Molecular function (GO): structural constituent of chromatin; DNA binding; protein heterodimerization activity
Source: RefSeq, marked provisional